AUGAUUCCUCAGCACCGUUUGAGUUCUGUGGUGCAUGUAUACAACUGGCAUGUAGAUCUGCACAAUGCCGUGUUUCCUCAGCACUGGUUGAGUUAUGUGGUGUCGCUUACGGGGCCUCCAAUGCUUAUGCGCAAUGAAACAUCGAGCGCCACUAUGGGGACAGUGCGCGACGCUAUGUGGCGGUUUGCGCGUGCUAUACCUAUUGGCAG
Molecule: messenger RNA, 209 nt
Organism: Sphaeroforma arctica JP610
Lineage: Eukaryota; Ichthyosporea; Ichthyophonida
Exons: 2
Source: RefSeq, a predicted model, not a curated record